Molecule: messenger RNA, 1044 nt
Organism: Myotis daubentonii (Daubenton's bat)
Lineage: Eukaryota; Metazoa; Chordata; Mammalia; Chiroptera; Vespertilionidae
Cellular component (GO): mitochondrion
Molecular function (GO): fatty acyl-CoA hydrolase activity
Source: RefSeq, a predicted model, not a curated record
GAGCUCUUAGAGGCGCCAAAUUCCUUGCAGGAAGGCCCAACCGCCCUCCUAGAUCUGCCGCUUCAGGCCACAGCGGGAGGGAUGGUAGUCUCAGGCCAAAGGUCGCCGGCAGAGAAGUCCACAAGGACCCCGCGCUGCGCAGCUUCGCGUCUCCAAAAGCUCGGAGUUUCGGGGCGCCUGACGGCCCCGACGGGUGCGAAGGGGGCGCUCCGCGGCCAAGUUCACCACGUCACUCGCGAUCUGACCCGCUGUUCCCGCCCCGGUUCCUGGUGACGCGAGCGACACAGGCCGCCGAGGGUUUAAAUUCUUCUUCAUCAUAAUCAUCAUCAUCAUCAUCACCAUCAUCAUCAUCUUGGGUACCCUUCAAGGCAGCAAUCACCGACUAUGGCCUCGUGGGUUUGGAGGAUGCUUCCUAGGAAUGUCCGUUCCUUGACUACAUCCUCAGAGAACCAGCGGGUUGAAGAUUGUCAUCGUCACCAGGAGGCCUAUGGGUACUUCUUGCCCAUCCAGACGAGGUGGCAGGACAAUGACCAGUAUGGCCACGUGAACAAUGCCGUGUACUACAGCUACUUUGACACCAUUAUCAACCACUACCUGAUCAGGUACUGCGGCCUGAAAACCCGCUUGCUGACGUCCCCCUUGGUGGGGUUCAUGGUGACCAAUCAGUGCACCUUCCACGCACCGGUCGGCUUCCCUCAGGUCCCGGUGGCUGCUCUGGCCGUGGAGAAAGUGGGCCACUCCAGUGUGCAUUACCGCCUUGCUCUGUUUCCACCCAAGCCCGCCCAGGAGCCGCCCACAGCAGAUCACCGUGACCUCAGUGAUGGCUUUUUCUUUGGCCACCCCAAGCUGGCACAAUUUGACACUUUGGCCUGUACCACUGGGUCCUCGGUCCACGUUUUUGUGAAUCCAGCCAUCAGCAAGCCCGUGAGCCUCCCAGAAGACUUCAGGAGGGGCCUCCUGAGGCUGAGGAGGCUGGCUUCCGUGUGACAUGUCUGUGUGUGGAAUUGUGCCUGUCAAGGAAUAAACUUGAGAUUAUUCUCUAAA